AGUGAUUAAUAUAUCAUUUUCAUUUAAACAUUUAAAAGUUAUAGUUGUAAAGUAGAUUAUUCAUCAAAAAUGUCUCCAAAUAUUUCUAACAAAAGUAUUUAUAUUAUUUUUAUAAUGAGCAUUAAUAUUGUAUCCAUGGUGUGUUUUUACCAUAUUUGAAUUACAGAAUUAUAUAUAAUCACAGAAUUAUCCUUAAAUGGUACAAAAAUCUGAAGUAGGUAUUUGAAAAUGUUUUCUUCGGAACCAAUUUUGAAUAAAGAAGUAAAAGACCCAAUUUUUAUAUAUCGAGACUAUAUGGAUGAGGAAGAAUCGUCAGGUUAUGUGAAACUCGAUAUAAAACAAUUCUACGACUCCUUUUAUAGUCCUCAAUUUUUGUUUCCUCGUUUAUAUAAUCAACCACUGGAUGUACGGGAAAAAAGAAUCUCUAACUAUUGUGAUAGUGCUAACUAUGUGCCGUUCCAAAAAUUUAAGAAAAUGUAUCAGACUCUGUCGCUUGGAAGGUUUGUAAUGAAAUUAAGAUUAUGUCUAAAAGAAGAAACUAAUCCUUUUGACAAGAUACGAGUUUGCUGUAAAACUAAUUUGGGAAGCAAUAAUGACACAUUUAUUAAAUGUUUGGAUACAUCCCUUGAAUCAACUCAGAAAUCUUGUAUGAACAAAUGCUUUGAGAAAUUUAUAAACUCAUAUAAAGAUAUAUUUGACGAAGACCAUAAAGACUUCCUCUAUACAUUUGACGACAAAAAACGUAAAAAAAAUGGAGAAAAAACUUUAAAAUUAUUCAAUACUACUACUACACGUACGCUGUACGCAGAUCGUCGCGAACGAACGCUGCACGGAGCCACGAACACGUGUGACUACGUUGGGAGGCAUAUGAGUCAACCGGGCGAUUGUAAACUCUCCCGGGUCUUCAGUACUACUUAUUUAAUUUAAUAAAAAUUAUAAAAUAAAUCUAAUAUAAAUUUAAGUUUCAUUUAAAAAUAGUCAAUCAAAUAAUAAUAGUAAUAAUAAUAUAAAUUAACGCCUUUAGCU
Rhopalosiphum padi (bird cherry-oat aphid) is the source of this 1026-nucleotide messenger RNA. RefSeq lists its product as uncharacterized. Bases 229 to 927 code for a protein of 232 amino acids. The transcript has 15 exons. The record is from RefSeq and is a predicted model, not a curated record. NCBI's taxonomy places the organism in Eukaryota, Metazoa, Arthropoda, Insecta, Hemiptera, Aphididae.